Molecule: messenger RNA, 720 nt
Organism: Symbiodinium necroappetens
Lineage: Eukaryota; Dinophyceae; Suessiales; Symbiodiniaceae
Source: the annotation of a GenBank genome assembly
AUGGUGGCGGAGGUUGUGCUCGUGGCUGUGGCAGAGGUGCUUGUGACUGUGCUGGUUGUGCCGGUGACCGAAGUUGUGGUAACAGACGUUGCUGUGGCAGUCUCAGUGGCCGUGGACGUAAUGGAGGUGGUGGCCGUGACUGUCGUUGCUGUGGCUGUAGUGCUGCUGGUUCUGCUUGUGGUGACUGUUGUGGCAGUGAUUGUUGUGCUGGAGGUAGUCGUGGUUGGAGAAGUUGUAACUGUCUCGGAAGUCGUUGUUACCGUUGAUGAUGUCGUGCUCGUCGCAGUUGCAGACGUGGAUGUUUCCGUCCAGGUAGUAGUUGUGGCACCUGAUGUGGAUGUGACCGUCAGUGUCGUCAUCGUCUGUGUGGAGGUAGUGCUGGUGACACUGGUGAGAGUACUCGUCAUGCUGGUGCUGGUGGCCGUCAUGCUUGUGGUACUUGUGCUGGUCACCGUGCCAGUCGUGCUUGUGCUGCUUGUCUGCGUCAGGGUGGAACUCGUGAAAGUGGCGCUGGUGCUUGUUAAGGUGGUCACCGUGCUGGUCUGGCUCGAGAUCGUGAUUGAAGUGGUUGAUGUCUGGGAGACAGUGAUUGAAGUGGCACUUGAUGUAGUGGAAGUACCGAUGCUCGUAGAUGUGACACUGGUAGUUGUUGCGCUGGUGGUGGUGACGGUGAUGGUGGUGAGGGUCGUGCUGGUGCGCGUUGUGCUAGUGCCCUCAUAA